AUGCGUACAUUCACGUUGUGCGUAUGUACGUCGGGUCUAGUGAUUUGUUCACACGAUUCUUCAAUUCUUGAUAUAAAGAUUGAUCUGAGCUCAUUGUACUCUGAUCACAGUUAUGUAAGUGAUAGAGUAGUGGUCUUGACUCAAGUUUGCCCAAGACAAUUGAGACAACAAGGGCUCAUCCUAAUGUUCGGCUUCAUGCUGUCUCAAAAGUUGUCACAGAUUCGUAAACUCGACAAGAGCAAUAACACUAAUAACAUUAAGUUCAUCGACUUUGAUGACAUUAACAACAAAAUCAGCAACGAUAACAAUAGGAAUGAUGAACUGAAAUACGAGAGGGAGAUGACUCAGUGGAGACCGUUCAGAUACGUUGGUCAGCUGACAUCAUUUGCUGCAUUCCUAUUGGUCUGCGCGUCGACAUGGAGUGACAAUUGGAUGGCUGGUUCAGUAUGGAUGAGUACGAUAAUCGUGAUGAUGGUGGCCACACUGACGUUCGCCACACUCGCCAACGUCCUGUCUUUCUUUGGCAUCUGCUCGUCGUCUCUUGGCAAGAAGUUAUAUUACUACAAUUCAGCCGGAGAGAUUAAUCUUAUUUGCGGCUUAGUAACGCUCUCAGUGGAGACUUUGUACUCCGUUGGCAUGUACACCAUAUACAGACUGUCUCCGUACUACCUGAGCUACGCAUUCGGACUCAGCUGCUUCUCCACCCUCCUCUUCUUUGGGGCAGCUAUUUGCAUGUGCAUUGAUGAGUUGGUGGCUGCUGCUGCUACAGCUUUUACUACCACUUUUGCUACUACAUCUGCUACUACUUCUGCUACUACUUCUGCUACUACUUCUGCUACUACAUCUGCUACUACAUCUGCUACUACUUCUGCUACUACAUCUGCUACUACAUCUGCUACUACUUCUGCUACUACUUCUGCUACUACUUUUGCUACUACUUUUGCUGCUACUACUUCUGCUACUGCUACUACUUCUACUACUACUUCUGCUACUACUUCUGCUACUACUUCUGCUACUACAUCUGCUACUACAUCUGCUACUACUUCUGCUACUACAUCUGCUACUACAUCUGCUACUACUUCUGCUACUACUUCUGCUACUACUUUUGCUACUACUUUUGCUGCUACUACUUCUGCUACUGCUACUACUUCUACUACUACUUCUGCUACUACUUCUGCUACUACUUCUGCUACUAUUUCUGCUACUACUGUAGCUGCUGCUGCUGCUACUACUAUUCUCAUACUAAUAUAA
Molecule: messenger RNA, 1251 nt
Organism: Helobdella robusta
Lineage: Eukaryota; Metazoa; Annelida; Clitellata; Rhynchobdellida; Glossiphoniidae
Exons: 9
Coding region: 1-1251 (416 amino acids)
Source: RefSeq, a predicted model, not a curated record